Messenger RNA from Tetrahymena thermophila SB210, 276 nucleotides. Its product is annotated as acyl-CoA-binding protein. The record is from RefSeq and is a predicted model, not a curated record. Gene Ontology annotation, biological process: fatty acid metabolic process. Gene Ontology annotation, molecular function: fatty-acyl-CoA binding. The transcript has a single exon. NCBI's taxonomy places the organism in Eukaryota, Ciliophora, Oligohymenophorea, Hymenostomatida, Tetrahymenidae.
AUGGCCGAAAAUUUCGAAUUAGCUGCUGAAGAAAUCGCUAACUUCUUCAAGAAUAAAGGUGAUACCUCCGAUGACAACAAGUUAGAAUUAUACGCCUUAUACAAGUAAGGUACCACUGGUGACAACACUACCGCUAAGCCUGGUAUGUUGGACUUCAAGGGUAAGGCCAAAUGGGAAGCUUGGAACAAGAAGAAGGGUGUUUCUUAAAACGAUGCUAAGGCCUAAUACGUUGUUCUUGCCAACAAGGUCCUCGCUACCGUUGGAAAGAAGGUCUGA